Scatophagus argus is the source of this 4132-nucleotide messenger RNA. RefSeq names its product BLOC-1 related complex subunit 6 (gene borcs6). The coding region runs from base 259 to 1632 and encodes 457 amino acids. The transcript is spliced from 7 exons. The record is from RefSeq and is a predicted model, not a curated record. Gene Ontology annotation, cellular component: BORC complex. Gene Ontology annotation, biological process: lysosome localization. Lineage: Eukaryota; Metazoa; Chordata; Actinopteri; Scatophagidae.
ACACAAGCUGCACUGCUGUAGAAAUGCUAAGUACAAAUGGCAACCUGGGACUUUCAAGUUAGGAUAAAGUUUGUUUUCUCACUUCAAGAAAUCUCUUACUUGGUGAUACUCUGCAGUGUCAAGAGUAAAGAGUUUUGAAUCGCUUGCAUAUUUGGAAGGCGGAACUAUUUUGUUAAGCUUCGCGGGGAAGGAUUUUCAUAUCGGACCAGGUUACUGCUUACAUUUUGUCUGAAUAGGAACUACACUGCAGGUGGAGGGAUGAGUCUCUCCCCUGUGAUUAGCGCAGAAGUGCCAGAAACCGCCAACGGGGUUGUGACACCUGUUCCUUCUGAGAACGGCCCUCAUGUCCCGGUCUCAGUUAAACAUGGUGGGAGCAGAGUGUCCUGUUCUGGAGAAGUCUUCGAGGACAGAGCCCUUGGACACACAGAGAACCAUGUAGAAGUGGAAAACAGAGUUUAUGAUGGCGAAGGCCACUUGGAGACAAAGAUGUACAAUAAUGAGAGAGUCAUCUUAUCAUCACAGACCUCGCAUGUGACAGGCCCCUCCCUACCUGCUGCAACAGGUACAGGCAACUCAGAAUCAGACUCCAAAGACACACACAAUCCUGAGGCUUCUAACACUGUUGAGCUUACUGGGGCAGCUCUGUUGCGGGACUCAGCACAGCAAGGACACUCCAAACACUCAUCUCAGCGAGGAAUCUCAGCUACCACAUACAGACAGCAAACAGAGGCAGAGACCAUAGUUGGAGGCACUGACAGUCAAGAGGAAGAGGUGGAGGAGGAGGAGGAGGAGGAAGAUGGAGAGAAGGAGAAACAAGAUGAGGAGGAUGAUGAAAAGAAUGAAAAAAAGUGGAUUUAUCAGCAUGCAGGAGGGAGAACAGAAGUGAAGUCUUCACAACAUUACUCCUCCUCAGCUCCUUGUCCCAGCACCUCGUCCUCUUCCUCUCCUCCCCCUACUUCUCUGCCCUCAGAUGAUGUCCCCUGCCCUCCACACGUUAUGGCCCAGGUCUGGGUACGCAACGUCAGGGGGAUGCAGGACAGCAAAAGCCUGGACGAAAUCAGCCAGGCAUGUGGAGGUGGCUCGGGGGCCCGGGGAGGCGGCAGAGGUGGCCAGUCAGAGGGCAGACGGGCCACAAUCUCCUCGGCACUGGAGCUAGAAGGGACGGUCAGCCAUGAAGGGGACCUGACCAACUUCAUUACCAAGAACCUGGAGCAGAAAAUCAAGAUGAGCUCCAAGCCAAGCUUGGACUGCAGUGACUCGGAUUGUUCAGGUCCUAUCUACAGAAGCCGAGGUUUGACAAGGAGACCAGCAGAUAUCCCUCCCAUUGAUCCCACUGUCUUAUUGGACCUUCAGAAACACACACAGGAAGUGGCACACAAUGUAGAGAUGAUGAUGCGGAGCCUCAAUGGAACCAUCCAGAAUAUGACAGCUCUGAGUGUGGGCUACAUCCAGACCUACAGAGACUCAGUUGACAGCCUGGGAGAGUCUGUGGACAUGAGUAUAAAGGGCAUGUACACGCUGAUGGCUCGCUGCGAGGAGCUGGACCGUUCGAUGCAACCCAUACACACCCUGGCCGCACAGAUCCGUGACAUCAAACGCACCCUGGACGCUCUGGAGGCGAUUUGCAAGUAACCCUGCCGCUCCUGUACAAAUGCGCAUCCCAGCUGCAAAGAUCAUCAGGUACAUGAGUGAACAAGGCUAUCUGCAAGUAAACGCACCUUUUCGCAGGUAGCACACACACAUUGCAGUGAGGAGUAAGUGCACCUCUGGAUUCCUGGAAUCAUUGCUAAUAGGCAUGCUGGAUGAUUGGCACUCAUAGUCCCUCCGCUUGUUCAUCAUUUGAAGAUGAUCAUGUUUGUGUUGUGAGAUUGUAAUUGAGUCGGACUUAAUUUGCUCUCUCAGCUGAGCUUUCUUCUACUUCUUCCUUUUUUGUUAAAGCAACCUCACUUCCUCUAAUGAAAUUGAUGAAACUGCAUCUCACAAUAUAACCCCCUUUGGAGACAUAGUCAUGUGCUCUGAAUGCACACACACACACACACACACAUGACAACAGACCUCUGAAGACGUGGGUGGGUGCCUCCAAGAUAAAGUCCGAGGACAACCAGUGUAUUAUUGUCCGUCCAGGCCACUUGGUUCCGAUUGCACUAACCUUUCCUCCCCACAUGGGGGCGAUGUUUCUCUCUCUGGCUCUCUCUUUGCUCAUGGAGAGGCCAGUGCGAACUGCUCAGAAGACAGUGACUUUUGCACAGGAACAGAAAGUCUAUUUUUUAAUCUUAUGCAACAAAGAUCACUGCAAGCUAAAUGAGGGGCAGGGAGCAACAUGUCGCUGUGUCUUUUUAUAUUUUUAUUUAUUAAGUUUUGUCAGCAUGUUUGCUUUUUUUUUCAACUGCCCUGCUUCUCUGUGUCAGUGGAAGCUGACCAGUCCAGCCACUGAACAGCCCCACUGCAGCAUUUGGAGUCUAAGCUCAAAUGCAGCAGGAGGUUAGUUGGGGAAGGUAAUGAAAGUGUUUUCAUUUUUCUACUCAGAAUCUCUCAGACUGACCGUCAGUUUAAACCUUUAAAUCACAGGUGUGCAUCUACUAAAAUCUCAUCUAAACUCUCACUUUGCUUCUCUGUGUUAAUGCGGUCAAAUAUAUUUUAGAGAAUAUAGCUGGAAAAAUAUCCUGUGUAGCCUGCACAGUGGCUUCAAAGAUUUGAGAAGCAUCAGAUACUUCUGAUCUGACUUUUAAAUGUCAUCAUAAGUGACAAUACUUCUUGUGGCAGACAGAUUUAGUCAACCUGUGGAGAUUUAUGACAUCUGAAACCAGGCAUGCGAGUAGCUAUUAAACGGCUCUGAGUGUCUUUAAUUGAAUUGUGUUGUUUCCGUUUUGAUUCAGCCAGUUUAAAGAAAUUAAAUAUGUAUCAGAGGAGCUCAAUUCUGAAUCCAUAAAAUUCCUUGCAACAAAACUCUACUUUUGUUUUGCUUUGACGACAUUCUGAAAAAAAAAUCCUGGAAAUUCAGUUUGCCACUGAUUUGCGUUUCGGAGAAAUGACAAAAAAAAUCCGUGAAAUUGCUGUGCAGCAUGUCCUCAAUUUUGAUUUCUUUAAAACGGAGAAAUUGGACACUUUGUUUCAACAAUGGAGAAUUAAAUCUGGGAAACAGCACCGGUCUCCGAUGGGACGCAGCCUUUGGAUGUGAACGCAGACUAUCACAUUUAAUUGCAUACAAAGUGAGUAUUUAAUAAUUUACUCAACGAUAGAAAACAGUGAAUGUCUGCAGCGUCGCCUGACUUGCCUGUUACUUUACCAAGCUGAAGCCAUUAUACAAGCAUUAUACCCGAUUAAAUGAAGAGACUUGUGGUACUUCUGUCAUUGCACUGGUGGAUAGCCUUGUAGUAGAUCAUCGUACAUGUAUCUAUUACUAAUGGCAGGCAAUAUGUAAUGUUUGAGUAGUGUCAGUGUUGUGAUGAAUUUCUUGAAUUAGACACUUAAGACUUGUCCAACACUCUUAUUGUGCAAUUUUAUUUCCCUAAACCAACUAAAGAAGUGGAUUUCUUCUACAGCAAUACUGCAAGCAAAGUAAAUGCAUAUUUUUAACUCUUGGAUCUGCAUUGUCUCUGCACCUGUUUGCGUGUAUUCACCAUUAUGAGAGAAAAUCAUGUUAUUGGCUUCACAAAAAGCUCGGACUGCAGCCAGUAUAAGAUCUGCUUUGUCUCACUGUCCCCUUCCUCGAGCUUGUUAGCAAAGGUUUGUGCAAAUUGUUGGGAGUAAAAUUCAAAGAGGAUUAGUGAGUGUCAUUAAAAAAGCUGAUAAUAGAGAAUAUUAGGAUUCUGGGGCCCUUUGAUAAUACUGAAAUGUACUCAAACAUGUCUGAGUUUGUAAAGAAGUAAAUGUUUUUUUGCAGAUGAAGGUGAAAAUGUCCAGAGAGUGGACAGUAGAUUUUUCAAGGUGAGAAGGGAGAAAGGAGUGGAAAUGUCAUUUUCUUGUUCAUGAUAUAAAUAAAUGUGUGAUGGAUGAAUUUUCUGUACAAUCAGAUGCACCUGUGUACAUAUGAUCUCUUUCUGUAACUAAAAAUGAUUUAGAUACCCUUCGUCUUGAGUGUAUAUUUUAAUGAAAAAAAACAAACAAAUAAAUUUACAUGAGCUGCAAAACA